Paramacrobiotus metropolitanus is the source of this 1062-nucleotide messenger RNA. RefSeq lists its product as uncharacterized. NCBI's taxonomy places the organism in Eukaryota, Metazoa, Tardigrada, Eutardigrada, Parachela, Macrobiotidae. The transcript is spliced from 8 exons. Bases 388 to 1062 code for a protein of 224 amino acids. The record is from RefSeq and is a predicted model, not a curated record.
GCAACAUUACAAUUACACAUACCCAAUAAAAAACCAGCCAUAUAUCCUUAUUCUCAGCAGCUACAUGACCGUCUUUGCAAUAGCAGAGGUCAUCAACGAUACAAUAGCUUUGGGCAAAAGACCUGACUGGAGCGGUGUCGCAUUAGCAAAGCGUUUAUCAAAUCGAACAUUUAACGACGACUUUGGCCACAGCAUGUAUUUAGACAGCGAAGGGCAGAGGCGCAGUGACUUCGUGGUAUCUUUUUUCAACGCUAACGGGAGUCGCGAGGUCAGUACGGUUCAACCGCCGUUCUGCAAUGGCAAUUUUGUCGGAAAACACUUGCUCCUGCUUUUGUAUGUGCACAGCCGUUGUUGUACAAAUUCGGCCAAACAGGAGUUUUAACAGAGAUGACACGAUUGCUAAUGUGGGUCAACAGUUCAUUUCCUCCUCCCAACGAGCCGUAUUGCGGAUAUUUAAAUCAAAAGCCACGUUGUCAUGUAACAGGUGACAACCGUUCCUCUUACUUGCUAACAACAAUUUCCACAAGUCUCUGUCUGGCUGUCGGCAUAAUGAUAGUAGGAGGAAUUGCAUACAGAAAACUCAAAGCUAAUUACCAACUGCUACACGAUCCAUGGUGGCAAAUCCAACUGCAAGAACCAACUAAUCGACUAGUAGCGUCCUGCCGAUCUCUGCUGUCGAGAAUCUAUGCCGACCAAAUCUCCCAACACUCCAGAGAACUCCCUGCGGCUUUUAGCUGGACACGAAGCUUCUGCAGCGCCGUAAUUUUCGAUACAUACAAAACCAAACCAGUUAUGGGAUGGAAAUUAUGCAAUCGGAACCAGCCAAUUGUUUUUCCCGACAUUUCGGGUAAUAACGAACUGUUGGUAUUGCUUCAAAAGUUAAACAGAAUGGAGCAUAUCAAUAUUUGCCAGUUUGCUGGACUUGCCAUAACAAAAUCUUCAAAAGGGAUUUACUGGAUCUCGGCAGUAAUGGAGUGCCCAUCACGAGGCAGUACGGUAUAUCCACACUUCCUCGUUGCUGUUCCAUGGACGAAUCAGCGUCUUGACUUGCUGGGUGGAUAA